GAAAGAAAAAAACACACUGGAUUGGGUGACCACUCAGAGAUCUUGAAACCUGUAUUAACGUACACUUUGACCAGGCACGUGAUCAAGCUAGCAGCUGCACGGGAACGAGUCUCAUUCCAAAGCCACCUUUGCAUCCACAUUGCAACUGGUUUGAAACAACAACAAAAAAUGAAGUUUCUGAAACUCUUUGGACGUGCUAAAUCUGUGGUUAUUGGAAUGAUUCAUGUUCAAGCCUUGCCAGGCACACCUUUAGGAAGCAUGGUCAUUCCUCAAAUUAUCGAGGAGGCAUGCCACGAGGCAGAAAUCUAUCACAAUGCGGGAAUUGAUGGUCUGAUCAUUGAGAACAUGCAUGACAUUCCAUACACAUUCUCAAUUGGACCAGAGGUGUGUGCCUCUAUGACAGCGGUGUGUGCUGCGGUGAGGGGGAUCUGUCCGUCUCUGCCUCUUGGAGUUCAGAUCCUGUCUGCAGCAAAUAGCUCAGCUGUUGCUGUUGCACUGGCUUCAGGUAUGGAUUUUAUCAGGGCAGAGGGAUAUGUCUUCUCACAUGUUGCUGAUGAAGGCCUUUUGAAUGGAUGUGCCGGAGACCUUUUGCGAUACCGCAAGCAAAUGCAGGCUGAACAUGUGCAGAUCUUUACUGAUAUAAAAAAGAAGCACAGCUCCCAUGCCCUGACUUCAGAUGUGAGCAUAGUGGAGACGGCCAGAGCAGCUGAGUUUUUCCUUUCUGAUGGUCUCAUCAUCACUGGAACAGCCACAGGGGUUCAGGCAGAUCCAAUGGAGCUCAGAGAUGUUGCAGGGUCUGUAAGACUCCCAGUUCUUAUUGGCUCAGGAGUGACCUAUGACAACGUGGAAUACUACCUUGAUGCUAGUGCAAUGAUAAUUGGCUCUCAUUUCAAGAGGGGAGGAGUUUGGACAAAUGCUGUUGAUCCAGAAAGCGUUAAAACAUUUAUGGGGAAGGUGCAUUUGCUUCGAAAAUGAAAUCCUCCAAUUUGCUGCUAAAAUAAUUUAAUGCAGAACAAUGACAUUUGGUGGUAAUAAUACAUGUAAUUACUGAAGUUAUGUCUCAUGCUAUUUAAUAAAACACAAAUAAUACCUAAA
Molecule: messenger RNA, 1095 nt
Organism: Oncorhynchus mykiss (rainbow trout)
Lineage: Eukaryota; Metazoa; Chordata; Actinopteri; Salmoniformes; Salmonidae
Source: RefSeq, a predicted model, not a curated record